Molecule: messenger RNA, 2069 nt
Organism: Ochlerotatus camptorhynchus
Lineage: Eukaryota; Metazoa; Arthropoda; Insecta; Diptera; Culicidae
Product: leucine-rich repeat-containing G-protein coupled receptor 5-like
Exons: 1
Molecular function (GO): protein binding
Source: RefSeq, a predicted model, not a curated record
UUCGGUUUAUUUAAUUGCAGCAUUUCAUCAACAAUCUAUACCUGCAACUAUGACGUCAGCGAAAGCUCGGACUGCAAGCUCUCCAACAUUCAUCUGGCUCAAGGAGCAACUGUUGGUUUUCACGCAAACAACAAAUCGCCAACUCGUGUAACCCUCCAAAGAUCCUACUUGCAGUUUUUGCCGAAAAGUCUGAUUGUUGCUUUCCCUGCAAUGGAAUAUCUCAACUUGGAAAAUCUACGCAUUAGAAAUUUCGACCCGAAUGCAUUCGAAUCUGCUGUAAAUUUACUGUCGGUUAACCUACAGAUGAAUCGACUGGAGGAAAUAUCUCGUAAUGCCUUCACGGGAGCACGUUCUGUAGUGCAGUUGGAUUUAUCGAACAAUCAAAUCGAAUUCAUAGACGAGUUUGCUUUCAACGCGAUCGAUCGCUUAAAAAAUCUUAACGUGAGCAAGAAUAAAAUAACAUACCUUCCAGCGUUUAGCAAGAAUAACGAUCUUGAGACAGUUAACGCAUCAUACAAUCUCUUGAGCGAUGUGUCCGAUGAUCACUUCGUAAGCAAUAAGCAACUUCGCACCGUUGAUAUCGCGCACAAUCGUUUGACUCAUCUCGAUCUAAAACAACUCGAUGCCAGUACCAAUCUAGAAACAAUCUAUCUAAGCUUUAACGAACUCAAACGACUGCACAUUCCAAAACAUGUUAAGCAUUUGUUCGCAAAAAACAAUUCCAUUGAAAAAGUAUCAGCUAGGAAAUGCGUUGCUGAAACACUCCAUUUGGCAGCCAACAAACUCCAGACUCAUCUAGAUGUUAGUAAUUGCAAACUGCUUAGGUACCUAGAUCUAUCGAACAACCUACUGCAAUCGUUUAGCUACAGAAUCAUAGCCCGAAUGACAAAACUUCAAAGCUUAUAUCUAUCGAAUAACCUUUUAUUGGAAAUCGAUCUACCUCUAAGAAUAAGCCCGGUAUCCGGUUUGAAAGUUUUGGACUUAUCACAUAACCGCAUCAUCCAUGUACCAUCGACUAACGCAUUCGGUACGCUUGAAACCUUACAGCUCAGUCACAACGAGCUGCAGCAGUUUGAUUUCAGCAAAAUGAAUCAACUUCAGAAAGCAUUUUUGUCCAGUAACCAAUGGGACUGCAGUGUACUACAAGGCAUACGGGUGCAAUUGAGUGAUCGCGAUCCGGAUUCAUGUGCGGAAGGAUUCCGCAAAACACACGGUAUCUGUUGCAAAGACUACAAGCAGCCAUAUGGUGACACGUUGGCAGCUAUUACUCGAAACAAUUUCAUCCAUGAUCUGAGAACGAUGCAUAACUUGAAAGAACUCUGUUCGGUUCCUGCAAUCAAUAGAACCGUGGACCAGCAGACUCGAGAAAAUCUAGAAAAACUUUCAAAAAUUGCGAAGGUAAAAAAUAACCUUCAAGCCAAUCUUGAUGCUACUUUGCAAGUCCGGUUGAAUCUAACGAAAACAUAUGAAACGAUCAGUGCAUCCCUACAAUCCGUGAGAGGUGAAACAUCAGCAAUUACCGACAUAAUCGAACGCCAAAGAAAGUUAGAAAACAGUGCUAAUAGCGAAAUGCUGACUCGAGACGGCAAGAGUGAUUUGGAGGUGUUGCAAGAAAUACUGCUAUCCAUGGUAGCAGCGAGGCGUUCUUCUUAUAAUUCGUUAAGAGACUACAGACAAUAUAUAGCAAAUAUACCAUACCGAAUACAUGAACUGAAAAGAGCUAUACCGCAACUGAAGCAUCACCUUCGAACCAUGCAUCAAGACCUGACCAUGCUGGAACAUAAAGAAAAAUCUAUGAUUCUGCACUAUCAAGGAUUGUCUCGCAUGGUUCAAAAUGUAAAUUAUGAACGACCUCGAUUCAAUGCUGCAACCACUUCAGAGCAACAAAGCUCGCAAGGUGGCGUUUAUUCUGAGCAAAGAUAUCGCUACGAAUACCAUUCGAGUAAUAUUGGGUGAAACGUCAAAACGAAUUUUGUCAAUAUGAAGGCAUCAAUGGAACUUGUGAUUUGUGAUGUUUUUAGUUUUAUGUUUGCUAUGCAGUUGUUAGGUUUGAUGUAUAAUAUAAUCAU